This is a messenger RNA of Camelus dromedarius (Arabian camel), 933 nucleotides long. RefSeq names its product olfactory receptor 1M1. NCBI's taxonomy places the organism in Eukaryota, Metazoa, Chordata, Mammalia, Artiodactyla, Camelidae. Gene Ontology annotation, biological process: G protein-coupled receptor signaling pathway. The record is from RefSeq and is a predicted model, not a curated record. Gene Ontology annotation, molecular function: G protein-coupled receptor activity; olfactory receptor activity. Gene Ontology annotation, cellular component: plasma membrane.
AUGGAACCAGACAACCAAACCAGGGCAUCUGGGUUUAUCCUCCUGGGACUCUCAGAAAAGCCAGAGCAGGAGGCCCUCCUCUUUGCUCUGUUUCUGUGCAUGUAUGUGGUCACAGUAGUGGGGAACCUGUUGAUCAUCCUGGCCAUCGGCUCAGAUGCUCGCUUCCACACCCCCAUGUAUUUCUUCUUAGCCAACCUCUCCUUGGUUGAUUUUGGCUUGGCCACCAACACUGUCCCCAGAAUGCUGGUGAGCAUCCAGAUCAGGAGCAAAUCCAUAUCUUAUCCUUGCUGCCUGACCCAAAUGUACUUUUUCCAUUUCUUUGGCAAUGUCUUAAUGGCCGUGAUGGCUUAUGACAGGUUCAUGGCUAUCUGUCACCCCUUACAUUAUGCCACCAUCAUGAGCCCACGCCUCUGUGGCCUGCUGGUCGGUGGCCCAUGGGUGUUUUCCUGCCUCAUCUCCCUCACCCACAUCCUCCUGAUGGCCCGUCUGGUCUUGUGUGGCAACAAUGAGUUGCCUCAUUACUUCUGGGACCUCAGUCCGCUGCUCAGACUUUCAUGCACUGACACCUCGGUGAACGAGAUCUUUGUGCUCAUUGUGGCAGGGAUGGUGAUAGCCACACCUUUCAUCUGCAUCCUGGCCUCCUAUGCUCGCAUCAUUGCGGCCAUCAUGAAGGUCCCCUCUGCAGGUGGCAGGAAGAAAGCCUUUUCCACCUGCAGCUCCCACCUGUCCGUGGUCACCCACUUCUAUGGGACCACCAUUGGGGUCUAUCUGUGUCCUUCGUCUGUCUGCACAGCCGUGAAGGAGAAGGCAUCCGCUGUCAUGUACACCGCAGUCACCCCCAUGCUGAACCCCGUUAUCUACAGCCUGAGGAACACAGACCUGAAGGGGGCCCUGAAGAAACUUUUUAACAGAAAAAUCACCUCAUCUUCUUGA